AUGGGCGGGGCAUUCUCGGGACUUGGCCUCACGCUGCCAGAAGCCAUGCUCGAGUUUGGUCCUAGCGCAGAAGUUUCCGGGGAGUGGAUUAGGGGCCGAAAGUUCUCAGCGCUCGAGCGCCUAAGGGGGCAGUAUGAGAAGACAGGGGGGCAGCAGAGAGCGGGGGUGCUGUGUGGGCGGGCGAGGGGCUACCCUGGUUGGGUGAUUGUCGCAGGGGCCCGGGAAGAAGCAGCAGCAAAGCGAAAGGGACCACGCCAGAGAAAGUGGGCGGGUGGCCCUGUUGCCUUGGGCGUCCCAGUCGCCUCUCGGCGGCGCCUGAGUACCCCGGCCGCUCUCUGCCUGGCUUCCCCCAUCACCGCGCAGUGCCUGCCGCCGCGUUUACGCGUAACCCGUGCGGCCACCGCGGCGCGCGGCCAGGGCGCCAGGGCCAGCGGCCGCGCGAGGCCCCGGCGGCGCGGGCGGCUGCAGCAGGUGGGCACCGUGGCGCAGCUGUGGAUCUACCCGGUCAAGUCCUGCAAGGGGGUGCCGCUGAGCGCGGCCGAGUGCACGGCCAUGGGGCUGCGCAGCGGCCACCUGCGCGACAGGUUUUGGCUGGUGAUUAAGGAAGAUGGACACAUGGUCACUGCCCGGCAGGAGCCUCGCCUCGUGCUGGUCUCCAUCACCUAUGAGGACGAUCGCCUGAUCCUCAGGGCUCCGAGCAUGGACCAGCUGGUUUUGCCGAGCAAGCUGCCUUCCUCAAACGAGGUCCAUGACUGCAGGCUAUUUGGUCUUGACAUUAAGGGCAGGGACUGUGGCGAUGAGGCAGCUCAAUGGUUCACCAACUUCUUGAAAACAGAAGCUUUCAGGCUGGUUCAGUUUGAAAAGAACAUGAAGGGAAGACCAUCGGGGGAAAUUUUCCCUGAUUUUGUACAGAAUUAUUACCAGGUGGCCUACCCGGACUGCAGCCCUGUCAUGAUCCUCUCGGAAGCCUCCCUGGCAGAUCUGAAUACCAGGCUGGAGAAGAAAGUGAAAAUGGAGAAUUUCAGGCCAAAUAUCGUGGUGACAGGCUGUGAUGCUUUUGAGGAGGAUACCUGGGAUGAACUCCUAAUUGGCAACGUAGAAAUGAAAAAGGUUUUGGCUUGCCCCAGGUGCAUUUUGACCACUGUAGACCCAGAUACUGGAGUGAUAGACAGGAAGGAGCCACUGGAGACCCUGAGGAGCUACCGCCUCUGUGAUCCUUCCGAGAAGCAAAUAUACAAGACAUCCCCACUUUUUGGGAUCUAUUAUUCAGUGGAGAAAAUUGGAAGCCUAAAAGUUGGUGACCCUGUGUAUCGGAUGGUACAGUGACGGAUCCACUAUGGUGACACGAUAAAGGGUUUCAGUGUCCCGGAGACAUUGAUGAGGAUUUUGAUGACAGCAGCACCACCUCGGCGAAUCAUUAUUAUCAGCCUUUGACCAUCUUCACCCUGGAAAAAAUCUCUAUUUUUGACUUAAAUAAAUAAGCUUGCCUGUAAAAUUAUUUUGAAUGUUACUGUAGCUAUUACACUUCUUCAGUCCCUGACAAUAUUGAUGAGUAAAGAAAGCUUAAAGAAUCAGCUAAACAGCUACAAAAUU
Molecule: messenger RNA, 1593 nt
Organism: Ceratotherium simum simum (southern white rhinoceros)
Lineage: Eukaryota; Metazoa; Chordata; Mammalia; Perissodactyla; Rhinocerotidae
Source: RefSeq, a predicted model, not a curated record